AUGUCGGGAUCACUCCUGCUCCCUCCUUUCCUUUGCCAGGCGCUGGUCAUCCCCGGGGAGGUCAGCGGCCGGGCGGAGGAGAAGCUUUCCCUCCGCUGCUGGUGACCCCCGGAGGGCUACAACAGGUACUGGUGCCGGGGGGCCAGCUGGGACUCCUGCCGCAAGCUGGUGGAGACGGCGGGCAGGGAAGUGCCCCAGCAGCACGGCCAGGUCUCCAUCCAGGACAACCACGUCUUCUGCGUGGUCCUGCUCACCGUGAAGAACCUCUCUGAGGCGGAUGCUGGGAGUUACUGGUGUGGGGUCGAGAAGAUGGGCAGGGACCUGAUGGAGACGGUGACAGUGAAGGUGAUGCCAGCCCAGCGGCUGAAGGUUCAGUUUCUGGACCAGGAAAAGGGGCAGAUCUGA
Messenger RNA from Opisthocomus hoazin, 405 nucleotides. The record is from RefSeq and is a predicted model, not a curated record. NCBI's taxonomy places the organism in Eukaryota, Metazoa, Chordata, Aves, Opisthocomiformes, Opisthocomidae.